CCCCUCACAAUGAAGACACGUAUAAUUGAGUGGGAGCAUGCAGCAAUCCACGCGUCAGACUUCAUUCUACUACGUGCAUAAUCAGCGUGCUUAUCUCUUACAUUCACCGAAGAUCAGAGAGAUUCUACUCUUGUUUCUCAAUAAACCCUUUUCAAAGAAAUAGGCAGAUCUGAAGAAAAUAACACACAAAGACAAGAUGAUGAACAUAUUAGCUCUGGGUCUUGUGCUAACGUCACUGGUUACAGGGGCGAUGUGGUCACCUCCUUCCCCUCCGUCUGACCACAGCGAGGUUAUUGUGAAAGAAGGCCACCGUGUGGUCGUUGUUGAAUACGAAAAAGAAGCCGACGGCCACACCAAGGUGUUAAUUUCACCACAAGAUACCUCUAAUGCCUCCGGCGAGAAGAAGCAGAAGCAGGCGGUGGAGGAGGAUGAAGCGGAUCAAGGGAAGUUCUCUGGUCCAAGAGAGCUUGUUUGUGAUGCUUUUGGUAAGUGCAAGCAUAAGAUUGCACAAGCUCUUGGGAAAACAAAAGACACGGUUUCGGAAACAGCCCAUGGAAUGGAAGAACAUGUGAAGGAUGCAGCCAGAGGAGCCGUAGGAAAGGCCAAAGAUGCAGAAGAACGUGCAAAAGAGGGUGUGAAUGAAGUAUAUGAGAAAGGCCAAAAUCUCAAAGACAAAUUAUCUGAAAAGGUCACGGGCCAUACGAUUGGAGAGUCUUUAGGCAAGGCCAAGGACAGCGUGGCUCAUGGAAUCGGUAAGGCGAAGAAGGUCGCAGAGGAUGUUGUGGACACUGUAAAAGAUGGCGCUCUCAAAGCAAAGAACUUCGAUGUAGUGGAUUCACCAAAACGAAUGGGAGAAGAUAUACAGAGAAACGUGACAGGGAAAGUUGAAGAAGGUGCUCAACAUAUGAUGAAUCAAGCCAAGGAAACUGCAGGGAAUGUGCAGAAGGUGGUUGGGCAAAAGAGCUUCGGUGAGAUUCUAAGCAAGUUAAAAGAAGUGACAUCUGAUGUAAUAUGGUACAUGGUGUCUCGUGAUAAGGUGGAUGCAGUGAUUGGGUUGAUUCAUAUGCUUGGGUUCUCAACUGCAUACGGUAUGUGCGUAUGGGUGACCUUUGUUUCAAGCUAUAUUUUGGGCAGGUAUCUGCCACGUCAGCAGUUUGGGAUGGUACAAAGCAGGAUAUACCCGGUGUACUUCAAGGCCAUGGCUUAUUGUGUUUCCGCUGCUUUGUUAGGGCAUGUAGCGAGUCAAUCCAAGCAGCUUUUGUCCAGCUUUGGGGAGAUGUUUCAGGGUUUAAGUCUACUUUCUGCUCUCUUGAUGGUUUUGACAAACAUGAUCUGGUUGGAACCUAGAGCAACUAAGUUGAUGUAUGAAAGAUUGAAGAUAGAGAAAGAGGAAGGGAGAGGCAUAGCGGGUGCAGCUAAAGAGGGGAUAGAAGAUGCAGGUGGUCCUACGGUGGCCAGACCUCCAGCACAUAUAGUAGCGGAGAGGCAAGAUGUUUUGAGGUUGAACGAGAAGCUCAAGAGGUUGAAUACAUACUCAUCUGCCUUCAAUGUGUUGACGCUAGUGGGCCUCACGUGGCAUAUGGCUUACAUGGGCCAACGGCUGCAAGCUACACGUUAGGCGCUUUCUACUUUCUACUCCUGGGGGUUGUUUGUAUAGUUUCUAGUUAUUGUUUUGUUCAUCAUUUCAAUAUGCAUCUUUAGUUAAUUUCCACUACUUUUGUGCUUUCUUUGUAACCUUUGUUAAAGUACAUUGUUAUAAAUGGAAAGAAAACGUUUAAUGGUCAA
Lactuca sativa (garden lettuce) is the source of this 1785-nucleotide messenger RNA. RefSeq lists its product as uncharacterized. The record is from RefSeq and is a predicted model, not a curated record. Lineage: Eukaryota; Viridiplantae; Streptophyta; Magnoliopsida; Asterales; Asteraceae.